Vespa velutina is the source of this 2794-nucleotide messenger RNA. RefSeq lists its product as uncharacterized. Lineage: Eukaryota; Metazoa; Arthropoda; Insecta; Hymenoptera; Vespidae. The coding region runs from base 246 to 2108 and encodes 620 amino acids. The transcript is spliced from 6 exons. The record is from RefSeq and is a predicted model, not a curated record. Gene Ontology annotation, molecular function: RNA binding; calcium ion binding.
GCAUUAGUUACCAAUGAAUGAGACAAUAAUCGUACUGCCUACAUAUAUCAAUCCACUGCCCUCUUGUGUCAAUUUUACGUAAUUUUCUACAAUCAAAAUAAUAACUUAACCUCUUUAUUUCUUGUCUUCCUUAUAUUGCAAUUUUGAAAAAAGAUAUGUGUUAAAUAUAUAAUUAGGCAAAAGUCAUUUUUUUAGAGAAAAAAUAAGUUAUUUCAUUAUUCGGCCAAUAAUUUGUCAAAGAUACAAUGGAUGAGUGUCCGAAUAUUAUUGUUCGUUUAGCAGUAGAUAGAGCAGAUAUGAAUUUAAUUACAAAUGAAAAUGUACAACCACGAUUUUAUACUCCUGGAGAAGAAAUUUCGAGUCAACCUAAUUUUUUAAGGGGUCACGGAACUUACGUUGAUGAUGAAAAUACAUUAAGAGCUUCAGUUGCUGGGGUUUUAGAAAAAGUUAAUAAAUUAAUAUCAGUAAGACCAUUGAAAGCACGUUAUCAGGGUGAGAUUGGCGAUGUUGUUGUUGGACGUAUAACUGAAGUACAACAAAGGCGUUGGAAAGUUGAUACAAAUUCUAAACUUGAUUCAGUUUUGUUAUUAUCUAGUGUAAAUUUACCAGGAGGUGAAUUGAGACGACGAUCUGCUGAAGAUGAACAAACAAUGAGACGUUACUUGCAAGAAGGAGAUUUAAUUUGUGCAGAAGUACAAAGUACUUUUGUAGAUGGUUCUCUAUCAUUACAUACAAGAGUUCUAAAGUACGGUAAAUUGUCUCAAGGGAUAAUGUUAAAAGUACCACCUGCUCUUAUAAAGAGAAAAAAGAUACACUUCCACAAUUUAGAGAAUGGAGCUAGUUUAAUAUUGGGAAAUAACGGCUAUGUAUGGAUUGGUGCUAAUACACAAGAAACAGAUAAAUCAGAGGGUGGUUUUACGCAGGACUUGUCUAGAGUACCUCAAGAUAAUCGAGAAGUAUGUGCUCGCCUUCGUAAUUGCGUCCUAAUUUUGGCACAAUGUAAUAUGAAAUUAUCUGAUACAUCUAUAACAUAUGCUUAUGAAGAAUCUAUGAAAUAUAAGGUGAGCGAAUUAUUGCACGAACAGCAAAAGUGGACAAACAUGGAUGCAUGUUUUACUGCCUUUGACAAAGAUGAAGAUGGAUUUUUAUCUGUAUCAGAAUUUAAACUUAUAUGUAGUGCCUUAUUUCGCAAUAAUCUUGGUAAAGUUUAUACACUUGAAGAAGAUCAAUUGCAAGAAAUAUAUUCAAUCUUUGAUCUAAAUAAUGAUGGAAUGAUAGACAGGGAAGAAUUUGAAAUAUGCUGGAAUCUUUGGAUUAAAGUUUGCACACGUCCAAAAAGUGCCUUUCUUAUUGUGGAUGUACAGAAUGAUUUUAUAUCAGGAUCUUUAAACAUUAAACAUUGUGCUGCACAACAUGAGGGAUUAGAAGUAAUUGAACCUAUUAAUCGUUUAUUGGAUACAGUAACAUUUGAUGCUGUAUUUUAUUCACUUGAUUGGCAUCCUGUAGAUCAUGUAUCUUUCAUUGAUAAUUUACCUUUCAGGGAAAUUGAUGAAAGCGAUGGUAUAUCUAAAGAAAUGGUCCGAGUAUAUGACAGUGUAACAUUUAAAGCAUCACCUUCAAUAAAGCAAAGGCUCUGGCCCCGUCAUUGUGUUCAGGAUUCAUGGGGUGCUGAACUUCAUAAAGAUUUAAAAAUAAUUAAAAAUGCUAUAAAAAUUUACAAAGGAACUAAUUCGGAAGUAGAUUCAUACUCCGUAUUUUGGGAUAAUAAAAAAUUAACAGAGACAACAUUAGCUUCACAAUUACAAGAGAUAGGCACCACAGAUAUAUAUAUUUGCGGAUUAGCAUAUGACGUAUGCGUAGGUGCUACUGCUGUUGAUGCAACAACAAAUGGUUAUCGUACUAUUCUUAUCGAUGAUUGUAGCCGUGGAGUUGAUUUAGUGGAUAUUGAAAAAACGAAAGCAAAUGUAAUAGCUAAUAAUGGAAUUAUUGUAAAUUCAAGUCAAGUAAAAGCUAUGGUUGAAGGAAGAGAUAGAAGACCAGAACUCGGAUAUAAACUUGCUCUGGAAAUUAAAAAGAAAUUAAGUGCCAUAAAUGAGGUUGACAAAUAGUUUGCUUCUAAUAUAAAAAUAAAGUAGAAAGAGAGAGAGAGAGAGAGAGAGAAAGAGAGGAGAGAAAGAGUAUAUAAAUAUAUAUAUAUAUAUAACAAUUGUACAGUGAAAUGUAUAAAGACUUAGUAGGCUACAAAUGAAGAUCUAUUGAAAAUUAAAAGUAAUAUAAUAUAAAAUAAUAAAAUACUAUAUUUAUUAUAUACAUUAUUAAAAGAGAAGUAUAUAUAUUAAUAAUCAGCUGCAUUACUGGCUAGAUAAUCACGGCGGCCAAUAUUCGAUGCUUGUUUAUUUUGAAUAGCUUCCAGUUUAGGACAUUCAGUAAUUCUGUGCCCAAGACCACCGCAAUAACUGCAACCACGUUCAUCUGUAAGAUUAAAUGAUAAUAUAGGUUUCUAUCGAAGUAAAUGAAUAAUUAAUAAAAUUUGUAUAAAUUAUUUUACCUCCCAAAUUAAGAUAUUUUUCAUUUUCAGAACAAAGCUCAAGUAAAAAUGGUGGAACUUUCUGUUUUGCUUCCAUCAAUAAAUGUUUAAGAUCAAGUAAUACAGAUUCGUCAUUUGCUUUAUUUAUAAAUGUUGUGGCUAUUCCAGUUCUGCCUGAUCUUCCAGUUCUUCCAAUUCUGUGUACUGAAAUAAUAGAUUAUUUUCAUUGCACACACACAUGUGGAAAUAAACAAUAUUAUUUUAAAA